This is a messenger RNA of Camellia sinensis, 1409 nucleotides long. Lineage: Eukaryota; Viridiplantae; Streptophyta; Magnoliopsida; Ericales; Theaceae. The record is from RefSeq and is a predicted model, not a curated record.
AUGGUUCAUCAGCCUCUCCAAGAUUGCUCUGCUUUGAUUGUUUCUUCUGCUCCCAAGGAUGGUUCAUUCUUCAAGUCUGAGGGCAAAGGUAGUAAUGUUGAUCGUGGUCAAAUUACAUGUGAUUAUUGUGGGAAAGACUGGCAUGAUAGAGAACAUUGUUGGAAGUUGCAUAGUCGCCCUCCUCGAGGGCGGGGUGGUGGCCAUGGUGGUGGCUCUAUUCAUUCUCAUGCCAAUCUCUUAAAGUCUUCUACUAGCCCCUCGGGAGAUCCUGUCACCCUUUCCAAUGAUGAAUUACACACUCUCCGAUGUCUGAUGGCUCGUCUUGAUUCCUCCUCUGUUUCUGCUUCUGAUCCACCCUCUACUUCCAACUUUGCAUCCACAGGAAUUAGGUACGAGAAGAACGAUUGGCAGUGGUAAUGCACAUGGGGCCUGUACUUUCUGGAUGCUGGACUUUCUACCCUCAGAUCUUCUCACCAGGCUCUUCAAGCAACUAGCACUUCUGUCAUUUCUCUGUUGCAUCAGUGGCAUAGGCAUUUAGGACAUCCCUCUAUUUCUGUUUUAGCAAAACUUUUUCCCACUUUAGUAAAGGAUUGCCAUAAGAAUCCUUUUCAUUAUGAUGCAUGUCAGUAUGCUAAACAUAAACGUUUUUGUUAUCCUCCCAUUAAUACAAGAAGUAUUUUUUCUUUCAUGGUUAUUCAUUCUGAUGUUUAGGGCCUGUCUCGUGUUCUGUCUGUUUCUGGUUAUCGGUGGUUUGUUACUUUUAUUGAUUGCUAUUCUCGUGUGACUUGGGUUUAAUUGCUCCAGACCAAAAGUGAAGUUUUUUUCAUGUUUUUAGACAUUCCAUAAAAUGGUGCUUACUCAAUUUGUUACCCCCAUUAAAGUCCUCCGGAGUGACAAUGGCAAUGAAUAUAUUGAUGGUUCAUUUAAGGCCUAUCUUGAGGCCCAUGGCAUUCUUUAUCAAACUAGUUCUAUCGGUACCCCUGAACGAAAUGGUCUAGCCGAACGUAAGAACUGUCAUCUUCUUAAGGUUGCUUGUGCUCCUGUUCACCAUGCAUCUACCUAAACCUUAUUGGGGUGAUACGAUCCUUACCACUGCAUAUCUUAUUAAUCGCAUGCCUUCGAGUGUCCUCCAGUUUCAACACCCUCUUGACCUUCUUCCCCGUACUUUGGUUCGCCCUGUUUCUCUUCCACCUAAGGUCUUCGGUUGUGUCUACUUUGUCCAUUCCCUUCAUUCUAUUUGCUGCAAACUUGAUCCCAAGGCCUUGCGAUGUAUUUUUCUCAGUUAUGCCUCUACUCAAAAAGGCUAUUAGUGCUAUGACCCUCACACUCCCAAGGUUUAUGUUUCUAUGGAUGUCACAUUCUGUGAGUCUGAGCCAUUAUUCCCGAGAUCAUGUCUUCAGGGGGAGGUU